UCAUCAUUGACUCCUCUGGAGUAGCUAUUUGACUGCUUAAGUAACUCCUAAAUCUUUAAUUCAAAGCUUAUUUCCAUGUCAAGCUGUCAAAGAGAGUACAUUGAGGAGAGUUUAAGGAUUCAAUAUGGCUGCCAGUGGCGCUGCUCUUCGACCUCAUCCAACUUCUGAGCUCGAUUAUUUUGAUCUCGAUGACACUAUAGCCACCCAAGGAAGAGUUCCUGCUAAACUAGAAGUGCAGAUUUAUAACCUUGGCUUCUUGGAUCCCAGCUCAGAAGGAAAUGAUUUGCAAUCUGGAGCAAAACUCGAACUACCUCUCUGGCUAGCAAAAGAACUUUGUAACCGACGAAGAAAGAUCGUUUCAGUGGAUAUUCCUAAAGCUUACAAGGACGGGUAUAGAGAAAUUUUCAAAGCAGAUGCAAGUGUCGUAGAUCUGCAUAGACUAGGACCAUAUUUCUACGAGUUUGGAACAAAACUUUUGCAUUUUGAUUUUGAAGAAAAUUCUCAAAUGGCCUCAUGUAUGCAAGAGGUAGGCAUUGAGAGCUAGGGGUUUGAAGGGAGGGGGGUCCAUAUAUAGGAAGUAACAUUGGUAGCCCUAGGGUAUAACGGUAGUGGGAGUAUUGUGCGGAAAAUCUUGGUACCUCUUACAAUCACCCUUAUCGCUACAGGAGUCUGCCAUGCUGUAUGGGACCCAUGCUAGUCACGGGUGGGGGUAAAGGGGUACUCACACUGGUACUGUCAUUGUUCAAACCCCUACCCAGUUAUGUGCUUUUGCAGAUACUUUUUUUCCUGUGAGGGUAACUCCCGAGUCAGUGGAAUGUUCGAGUUACUGAGGGGAAAAUUAUGGUAAAUGUAUGAAGGAAAUCCCGGGGAAAUCGACUUUGGUUUGAGUUAGUGCAUGGUUUGAGUUAGCGAGUGUUCAAGUUAUCAGGAUUCAACUGUACAUGGGUUGUAGUUAUGCUCGGUAAUUGACCUUUCAAGUCCGAAUAUCCACGACAUGCAAAUUCUUCACACUGAUCUCGAUGCAUUUCCUUAAGGAAUAAUUAGCUGAGAGAAUAUGAUAAAAGAUCAAAGCCUUUUGCCUUUAGUGAUUUUGUAUAGAUAGUGCUUGAAUAAAAUUGAUUUUGGUCACUCUUGGGACUCAAGGCAUUAAAGGGUCAACAGUCUGCUGAUCACGGCAGAGUGGAUGUUCCAACAUCCCUAGUGAACAAAGACACCAAUUUGUGGCAUGGGUUGAGUAAUUUUUAAGAAAUUGACCACCUGAUCCUCAACCUUAUUUCAUUGUGCAUUCACUGGCAAGGAAAGUGGGAUGGCUGGUCUGUUAUUUGGUUUUAUCAGAUUGCCUACUUAUUAUGACCAACUGUUCAACUUUAAACAUCCAUUUAAGAAGUACCAUAAGAUUACACAAUUAGCCUUGCCCCUAUUCAAAACCUCAAAUUGAUUGGACCACUAUAUUUAUCACCCAUUUUGUCGUGGGGCAAGGUUCAAUAGGGACUUAAAGAUCCAACGACACGGACAGGAAUGAGAACGUCAAAAAAACAAUAGGUAGCUGAAAGAAUGCAAAUUCACUUUUUAAGCGAUGUUCUCAUUGCCAUCACGUCAAUGAAUCUUAAAGUCCCUAAUUUUAACUUUGUCUGUUGUUUAUUUUCUCAAUCAAUCCUGUGAGGCAUUGUUGUAGCUUGGAGAAGCCACCAAUUAACAGCUUGUAAUUGAAAAAAGGGAGCAUGCCUUCAGAGUAGUUUAUAUAUUCUCGUUCCAAAUUUCGUUGUGUUUUGGCCUACUCCAUCAAUUAUGUAAAGAGUUACAUUGUUAUACAUUUUUGUCUCUUUUAUUACCCAGUUCUUUACCGUAUUUGUAGCAAAAGUUAAUAUUUUUAUUUAUUGUAUUUUAAUGUGAAAACGUUUUUUUCCUCCAUUCUUACAGACUUUUAUCAAGAGGUUUAGAAAAAUCAUGGAUUCAUCUCAAAAUGCUGCAAAUGAAGAUGCAUCACUCCUCACAGGGAAACUGGAUCAUGUUGAAAGGCAAGUUUUCUCUGCUGGCCGUAAGGGCAUACGUGAAUUUCUUCAGUGGGAAGCUGGCAACACUUCAAAGCUUACAACUUCAGACACUGUGGUAAACCACAAAAAACGCAAAAGAUCUGUGCUUGAAUGAUUUUUGCCAGUGGAGUAGCCGGAAAGCCUUCAUAUCCCAUGGUUUUUUACUACACUUCAUUAAGACUCAGGGGAAUGCCACAGUUUUAUAAAAGUGUGUGCUGAAAUGAAGUGGAAACUCACCUGAUAGGAACAACAAUGGCAUUGUAAAGAUGUUAAAAGUUGUGUAAUAAUUUUAGUAGUUGCUACAGUUAGCAUGAUUUUCAAAGUGACUCAUUGAUAUAGGAAUAUAGGCUGGUCCCCUCACCUUAUCAGCAGUGGAAACCUUUUUUUAUGGAUGUGCAUUAUUUAAGAGAUAUUCUUGCAAUGCAAGUGAUACAUCAUGGCCUUAUCUCAAAAAUCACCACCAUUUCUCAGCAAUUACUUCAUUUCUUAGUCAAAUCACUCCAGAUAGAAAGAACCUGGCAUGCAUUAAAAUUUAUUUAUCAAAAUAAUGUAGUAACAUAAGAGAGGAAGACACUUAAAUACAAUGUACAUGUACAGUCACUUUAUCAAGUUAGAAUGCAUGCCUAGCCCAUUGUGCCACUCUGCAUCAGUUCAAGAAGUAUUACCUGGGUCCCGUUUCUCAAAAGUCACAAAAAGUUAUGGGACUUUUGAGAAAAUAAUGGGCUCCAGGGCUCAAAAAAACCUGGAUGUGCUGAUAGGCUUUUGUACAUUAUGCUUUUGCUUCCCCACUAAAAUGCUCCACCUUAAUGCUCCAUUUUUCCCACUAAAAUGCUCGGUCUCCCCAAAAAAGUCACUAAAAUGCUCGGAUAAUGCUCAUUACUGACAAACGUUUUUUUAAAUUAAUUUCAAAGUUUACGCUUACAAAAACGUGCAAGUGUUGCAAGUAACAACGACAACGUGUACAAGUUCAUAAAUACAGCCAAAAAAACCAGCUGUAUUAGGUUUUUUUGUGAAUUUUGAGUUUUGGUCUUCAUUUUCUUUAAAAAAGCAGGAGCUCGUGGGGCAUGGACUCCCGAAAAAAGUUAAUUUCUAUUUUAUUUUCUCGGAAAAAUUAAUUUUCCGGGGAAAAUGCCACUAAAAUGCUCGAAUAAUGCUCAAUGCUGUUGCCUCACUAAAAUGCUCGAAAAAAUGGUAGCAUAAUGUACAAAAGUAAAUUUUUUGCAUCAUAUUGGUGUUUUUGCCCGUUUUAAAGGUAGAUGUCUUGCACUUUGCUUGUAACCUCGUUGAUGGUGCCACUUUUUAUCCUUUUUCUCCGUUAACACAGUCAGCUAACUUUACCUUACCGAUAACACCAGAGAUGGGUAAAACAAACAACUAACUUCCAUUUUCCUUCCUUAUUUUUAAUAGUGAAAAUGUCCCGUGGAAAACGUAGGAAAUGACAUUUUCAUGCCCCUUAAAUUUAAAAAAUUUUCCGAAGUAGCUUGCCCCCAGACCCCCUCUUUUUGGAGUGCUUUCGGCUGUCUUACUUUUCUUCCCAUGCUUACACCUUCAAAAUUUCACGCUAUGCCCCUGUUAUAGCGGUUCUUCUUGUGAACUUAGAAAUUUCUCAGUGUUGAAAUGUUAUCAAUGUCUUAUGGCCAUCAUGGGCUUGAUUCACACAAGAGAAAGACUUGACUGAUUUACCAGCAAAUAAACAUAGUACAGUAGCUGGAACCUUCAUUAAGUGGCAACCUUUGGGGUACUGGUAAGUGGCCUCAUAACAGAAGUGGGCCACUCAUUAGAGGUUCCUUAGAAAUUUGCAUAAUCUUUAGUACAAACACCACUUUAUUUUGAAACACGUAUGUGACAAGAGCAGUAUGACUGAUGCUCAAUCGGUUGUCAUGCUCACCUUCUAUCUCAGACUGUAUUUUCCUUCAUGAUGUUCUUAAAAUUAAGCCAAACUACGUGUAUUGAACUCUUGAUGGCUGCUUAAGAGGUGACAGCAAUGGGAGAACUCUCAUUGGGAUGGCCAUGGCUGCUUACAGCUGUUUCGAAUAACACAUGACCUGCGA
This is a messenger RNA of Porites lobata, 4084 nucleotides long. Lineage: Eukaryota; Metazoa; Cnidaria; Anthozoa; Scleractinia; Poritidae. The record is from the annotation of a GenBank genome assembly.